Danaus chrysippus (African queen) is the source of this 4002-nucleotide messenger RNA. NCBI's taxonomy places the organism in Eukaryota, Metazoa, Arthropoda, Insecta, Lepidoptera, Nymphalidae. The record is from the annotation of a GenBank genome assembly.
AUGUAUUUAAUUCAAAUUGCUUAUCUCUCAGCAAUAUCACCUACAACUGUUAGUCAACCUUCCGAAGAUAUAGACGGUGAAGAUGACGACGGUGAUUGUGAUUAUACACCUACAUGUGGAGAUAAUGAAGUAUAUGAUGUCUGCCCCUCACCUUGUCCACCAAAAAGAUGUGACGUAGAUGAACUACUUAUAGACUGUGCACCGAACCCAUUACCUGGAGAUCCAAAUUGCGAACCAGGAUGUCGAUGUGCUGAUAACUAUUAUAGAAACGAAAACGGUCUGUGCGUGACAAAAGAGGAAUGUCCUCCUUUAAUCGAAUGUGGCCCCAAUGAAAUAGCACUAAGUUGCGUAAAUGGAGGUUGUUGGAAAGAAAGUUGUAAUUUUCCACAAACGAUAUGUGGAAAGCCGGCCCCUGGUAGCUGCAAAGAAGGAUGUAGAUGUAAAGAAAAUUAUUUGCGUUCUGAUAAUGGCACUUGUAUUCCGGAAAGUGAAUGUCCCCCAACUUGUGGGAUUAAUGAAGUGUAUGACGAAUGUCCGCCACUCUGUCCACCACAACGAUGUGAUGUAGAUGACAGGCUAAUAAGAUGCGCUGCAAAUCCGAAACCGGGUGAUCCUAAAUGUAAGCUAGGUUGCAGAUGCGCAGAAAAUUUCUAUAGAAAUGAUAAAGGAAUUUGCGUAACUAGAGCAGAAUGUCAACUACCAAAAAAAUGCGGUCCAAACGAAGAAUACUCUUCUUGUGCAAAUGGUGGUUGUAGAAGAUUUACAUGCGCAAUGAAUGCUAUUCUUUGUGUGGACUUAAUAGAAGGAGGCUGUGAGGCUGGAUGUAUUUGUAAGGAAUCCUACACCCGAGCCGAUAAUGGAACCUGUAUUCCCGAAAACCAAUGUCCUAUCAUAUGUGGAGAUAAUGAAGUAUAUGAUGUGUGUCCCUCACCUUGUCCACCAAAGAGAUGUGACGUUGAUGAACUACUUAUAGACUGUGCACCGAACCCAUUACCUGGAGAUCCUGAUUGCGAACCAGGAUGCCGAUGUGCUGAUAACUAUUAUAGAAACGAAAACGGUCUAUGUGUAACAAAAGAGGAAUGUCCCCCAAUGAUUGACUGUGGACCGAAUGAAAUUGCAUUACGUUGUGCAAAUGGUGGUUGUUGGAAACAAAGCUGUUCUCGACCACAGACGAAAUGUGUAAAGCUGCGUCCAGGAGCUUGUAAAGAAGGAUGUAGAUGUAAAGAAAAUUAUUUGCGUUCUGAUAACGGCACUUGUAUUCCAGAAAAUGAAUGCCCCCAGAAUUGCGGAAUAAAUGAAAUUUACGAUGAAUGCCCCCCUACUUGUCCUCCUCAAAGAUGUGAUAUAGACAACCGAGUAAUAAAGUGUAAACGAACACCAAUGCUGGGAGAUCCUGAUUGUAAACCUGGGUGCCGUUGCAAAGAUGAAUUUUACAGAAAUGAUUUAGGAAUUUGUGUCACUAGGGAUGAAUGUCCACCACUAAUAAAGUGUGGAGGUAAUGAGUACGCAUCAAAAUGUGCUAAUGGUGGUUGCAAAAAAAUAAGUUGCGCUGAACCAAUAAUCCGUUGUGUAAAAUUGCCGCCCAGUGCCUGUGAAGAAGGUUGUCUUUGUAAUGAAAAUUAUAUAAGAGCUGACAAUGGAACAUGCAUACCUGAAGAGGAGUGUCCGAAUAUUUGUGGCAUCAAUGAGGUUUAUGACAACUGUCCUCCUAUUUGUCCACCACAGCGAUGUGACGUGGAUAUAGCGACAAUAUUAUGCAAACCAAAUCCACUACCUGGGGAUCCGGAAUGUAAGCCAGGUUGUAGAUGUGCUGAUAAUUAUGCUAAAAACAAUGAAGGUAUAUGCGUGCCUCGAGACGAAUGCCCAUCUCCUAACAUAUGUGGUCUCAAUGAAGAGUAUUCUGAUUGUGCCAAUGGUGGCUGCAGGCGUCUUUCAUGCAAUUCUACUGGCAUCGAAUGUGUCGAUUUAAAAGAUGCUGGAUGUAAACCCGGAUGCAAUUGCAAAACGAAUUAUACACGUGCAGACAACGGAACGUGCAUUGCUGAAAGUCAAUGUCCUGCAACAUGUGGAGUGAAUGAAGUGUAUGACGAAUGCCCCCCACUUUGUCCCCCACAAAGAUGUGAUGUAGAUGAUCGAAUAAUAAGAUGCGCUACAAACCCCAAGCCGGGCGAUCCUAAAUGUAAGGCAGGGUGCAGAUGUGCAGACAACUACUAUAGAAAUGAUAGGGGAGAUUGCGUAACUAGAGAGGAAUGCUGUAUCAAAAUACACAAUUUUACUAUGAAAAUUAUUCUAGCUAAAUGCUUUGGAGCAAAUGAAGUGUAUGCAUGCAAAGACUCCAACCCUCAAACUUGUGAAUCGAUUGAUCAAGAAAUCAAACCAGACACGACAUCAAAAAAUUGUAGGAAAGAAUGUAGAUGUAAAGAAGGGUUUUACAGAAAUAAGAUUGGUGAAUGCAUAUCGAAAGAAAAUUGUUCUCAACCAUCUUGCGGUGAAAAUGAAGAACCGUCUGACUGUGCUAAUGGUGGAUGUAGGAGAUGGGAAUGUUCAGAUACUGGUGUUAUCUGUAAAGACUUACUGGAAGGUUCAUGUGAACAAGGCUGCGUUUGCAAAGACUCUUACACUAGAGACAAAGAUGGUAAUUGUAUUCCCGAAGACCAGUGCCCUGAGCUUUGCGGUCCUAAUGAGGAGUAUGGAUGUGAAACUACUUGCAACAAACAAUGUAUUGUUAUGAACGGAAAAUGUAUUCCUCCUAAAGAAUCCAAAGUUUGCAAGCUCCAAUGCCGUUGUAAGGAUGGUUAUAGCAGAAACGAAAAUGGCUUGUGCGUUUCAACCUGUGAUGGUCAAAGUGAAAAAACUGUCGAUGGCUUGACAGAAUUCGAAGAGGGUAAUCUUCGUUUUACUGAAAGUUUUCUAUUGACGGCUGCCAAAAAUAAUCCCAAUGCGAGUGUUAUAGGAUCACCUUUUAGUAUAUUAUUUUUGUUAGCCCAAUUGGCUUUAUAUGCGACUGGAAAUUCUAAAACAGAACUUUUGAGGUUGCUUAAUCUGAGCAAUGAUUGUGAGAUUCGUUCAUUUGUUCCGAAAUAUCUCCAACUAAUUUCGGUAACAAACAACGCUAGUUUCGACUUAGCUCAAAAAAUUUAUGGUAGUGCCAAAUAUCCGUUCAGUGAAAACUUCAAAAAGGAUACUAGAGAGGUAUUUAACGCCCAAGCACAAAAUGUUGACUUUUCAAACCCGAAAGAAGCAGCUGACAUCAUCAACAAAUGGGUAGCUAAGCAAACUCGUAAUCUAAUUCCAAAUCUCAUAUCGCCUGAUGCGCUAAGUUCUAAUACGCGUUUAGUUCUUGCAAACGCUAUAUACUUCAAGGGAGUUUGGAGAUAUCCAUUUAAAGCACAAAAUACCAGAUUGAUGCCAUUCUAUACUGGAAAAACAGAAGAUGAUUCCGUGCAAGUGAAAAUGAUGAAUCAGAUUGGUAAUUUCAAAUAUGCAGAAUUAAAAAACCCCGAUGUCCAGAUUCUUCAACUACCAUACAAAGCUGCUGAUAUUUCUUUUGUCAUAUGCUUGCCGAGAUCUAGAACAGGAAUCAAUGAUUUGAUUAAAAAUCUAAAAGAAUCAUCUGUUAUAAGGCGUUCAUUCACUGAAUUACAAUCUACUAGGGUAGAUGUAUCCAUACCCACAUUGGAUAUAUCGACAACUACCGACCUGAAACCUCUUUUGUUUGAUGCGGGUGUUAAAGAUAUCUUUGACCCCUCAACUGCUGGAAUAAGUGGAAUAUUGGAAAAGCCUGAAGAUAUUUUCGUGACAUCUGGUAUCCAAAAAGCUAAGAUACUUCUUAAUGAAACUGGAACUGAAGCCGCUGCCGCUACAGCGGUUGUCGUUGGUGUCAGGUCUCUUCCUAUAUCUGAACCUGAUCCUGUUAAAUUUAAUGCAGAUCAUUCCUUCCUGUACUUUAUAAUGAAUAAAAAAUUACUUAUCUUUGCUGGAAUGUAUCGAGGAACUCGAUAG